This is a messenger RNA of Solanum pennellii, 971 nucleotides long. RefSeq lists its product as uncharacterized. Lineage: Eukaryota; Viridiplantae; Streptophyta; Magnoliopsida; Solanales; Solanaceae. The coding region runs from base 238 to 546 and encodes 102 amino acids. The transcript is spliced from 2 exons. The record is from RefSeq and is a predicted model, not a curated record. Gene Ontology annotation, cellular component: mitochondrion.
CCAACAAAAUGCAAAGUGUCCAGCCCACUUCUAUGAGAUGAGAAGUAAGACCCGAGAUCUUAUUGAACAAUUUUUCUCCUUCUUUCCACUCAAAAACUCCAUUGAAGCAGCCAAGAGCUUAUACUACACGGUAAUCAAUAUAUUUGGAAGUGGCGGAUCCAGUCUCUCACAAAGCAAGGCAGCCGUUUGUUCUCAUCAAGUGAAUCGGAAUAUUGAGCUUCUUUUUGGAUCCAAGAAAUGAACUUAGGGAGACUGAAAAAUGUGGUAGCUGCUGCAGCGAUUGAAGGAUUGGCCGAGGCAAGGGCCAAGAUAUUUGGUCAUGUAAUUAAUCCAACUGGGCAGCGAUCUGCUCACAAGGUUUUACGCAAGAAGCUGAUCGGUGAAAAGGUCUCACAAUGGUACCCACACGAUAUCAUGAAAGAUGACCCUCUUGUGAUGGCUCGUCAAGAGCAAGAGCGUCUCAGCAAGCUUGAAAUGUUGAAACGUCGUGGAAAGGGGCCACCUAAGAAGGGCCAGGGCAAACAGGCUAAGAAACGCAACAAAUAGAGAUGAUACUCUCACUGGUUUGAAAUAAAGGGGUAUCUUGGAUUACCAUUUGCAGUUUGAUUACUAACUUUUCUCAUCAGCCACUUGCUUUCUAGUGAGCAUCAUCUGCAUACUCUUCUACAAUUUUUUUCCAUAUAGUUUGGGCUGUUCGAGCUAGUUUGCUUGUUCCUCGACUAUUUUGCAAUGAGUUAAAUGGGUGGGUAUAUUAUUGGAUUUGGUAUAAUAGAAUGAGAUUUCAAGUAAAUAAAUUUAUGGGAUAAAGGACAAAUAUAGAUUGGAUUUUAGCAAAUCCGGUGGCGUUAGAAAGAAGAUUCAAUUAUCUAUCAUAUAAUAGGUCAUGAGACACCUAAUUCAUUUUGUGCUAUGAGUUGUGAUUCCAAACUAUUAUAAAUGGUAUGCAGAUAUUAUCCGUCAUACUUUUAGAA